This is a messenger RNA of Talaromyces proteolyticus, 465 nucleotides long. RefSeq lists its product as uncharacterized. NCBI's taxonomy places the organism in Eukaryota, Fungi, Ascomycota, Eurotiomycetes, Eurotiales, Trichocomaceae. The record is from RefSeq and is a predicted model, not a curated record. The transcript is spliced from 7 exons. The coding region runs from base 1 to 465 and encodes 154 amino acids.
AUGGCUUCAAUUACCGAAGCGAGGGCAUCUCCGAAUCCAGGGGAUCUCGAAGUGGACUCCGGUGGGUUUGGAAGGCAAGGUCGCUGGACAGUGAAAAAACGUGAGGAAGACGGAGGUCUUGAAGUGGACUCUGGCGGUUUUGGAAGGCAAGGCCGCUGGACGGUGAAAAAACGCGAGGAAGACGGAGGUCUUGAAGUGGACUCUGGCGGUUUUGGAAGGCAAGGUCGCUGGACAGUGAAAAAACGUGAGGAAGACGGAGGUCUUGAAGUGGAUUCUGGCGGUUUUGGAAGGCAAGGUCGCUGGACAGUGAAAAAACGCGAGGAAGACGGAGGUCUUGAAGUGGAUUCUGGUGGUUUUGGAAGGCAGGGCCGCUGGACGGUGAAAAAACGCGAGGAAGACGGAGGUCUCGAAGUGGAUUCUGGUGGUUUUGGAAGGCAAGGCCGCUGGACAGUUAAAAGGAGCUAG